This is a messenger RNA of Ceraceosorus bombacis, 262 nucleotides long. Lineage: Eukaryota; Fungi; Basidiomycota; Exobasidiomycetes; Ceraceosorales; Ceraceosoraceae. The record is from the annotation of a GenBank genome assembly.
AUGUUUCGUCAACUCUUACUCAUGGCCAUUCUGGCAACUCUGGUGGCCGCUGUCGAUUGGCACUGUAAGUGGCGUUUGUCGGAAUGCGUUUCUCCAUCCAUGCUAUUACUCACAUGCAAAUAUGUCAUCGACAGACCUUUUGGCCUCUGGCGGACACGACCCGCGAAACGAGCUCAACAUUGUGAACGUCUGGACGCCCGCUUGCAACCACAUCAAGGGCACAGCUGAGGUGCGCAGCACCAACAUAGUCAUGCAGUCAUGA